Molecule: messenger RNA, 2197 nt
Organism: Staurois parvus
Lineage: Eukaryota; Metazoa; Chordata; Amphibia; Anura; Ranidae
Source: the annotation of a GenBank genome assembly
AGGGGCCCAUGUAGUGAAGCCUCCACCGCGCUCGUCACAGAAUGGUCUCACCCCCCCACAGGAGGAGCGGCAUGUCUAUCUCACCAUCGUCCCCCAAGAAAGGGGGCACCCCAGUAUUCUCAAAAAGUGUCCGGCGCCCCCUGUCUCCAGAGCGGCUCUCCUACGUGAAGCGGGACUCCGCGGAUGCCAGGAACCGGCUGCUGUUGGCUGGUGGUGGGAGAAGGGACGGUUAAAAGCAAGCAGGUCGUCUUCUUCCCAGAAGAGGGAGUGGUGAAGCUGUAUUUGAGGGGUCGCUCCGUCCCCCUAUAUGUUCCCGAUUCUCUGGUGGCCUCAUACAAUAUAGAAGCCAAAGGAGAACCUCCAACACGAGAGCUGCAGCUGGAAUGGGUAUACGGGUACAGAGGUCGGGAUUGUCGCAGUAACCUCUUCAUCCUGCCAUCGGGAGAGUUGCUGUACUUUACAGCUGCGGUCUGCGUCUUGUAUGACCCCGUGGCCGGCACCCAACGCCACUACCGAGGACACACAGAUGACAUCAAAAGCCUGGCCGUCCACCCAGACUCCGUCACCAUUGCCAGCGGACAAGUGGCUGGUAACUCCCAGGAUGGCAAGUCUCUGGCCCCUCAUGUCCGCAUCUGGCACUCGGUCAGCCUCUGCACCCUUCAUGUCAUUGGAGUUGGCCAUUUUGACCGGGCAGUGACUUGUCUGAGCUUCUCGAAGACGGAUGGUGGCAGCCAUUUGUGUGCAUGUGAUGAGUCUGGGGACCACGUCUUGUCUGUGUGGCAGUGGCAGCGUGAGCAGAAGGUGACAGAGGUGAAGUGCUCCACAGAGCCAGUGCUGGCCGCCAUCUUCCAUCCCACAGAACCCAACCUGAUUAUCACCUGCGGAAAGUCCCAGCUAUAUUACUGGAGCCUUGAAGGGGCCACCGGAGCAGGGGCCACAGGAGGAACGGCCCUGCUAAGCAAGAGGCAGGGGGUAUUUGAGAAAUACGAGAAGCCACGCUUCGUCCUGUGUGUGGCAUUCGCUGAGAAUGGGGAUGUGGUCACUGGGGACUCCAAUGGGAAACUUUGUACGUGUGGGGGAAAGGCAGUCACCGGAUCUCUCAUGCCGUGUGCGGCGCCCAUGAUGGCGGGAUUUUUGCUCUCUGUGUAUGCAGGGAUGGCACUCUACUUUCUGGAGGUGGCAAAGAUGGCCGAGUCUUUCUAUGGGAUCGCGAAUACAAGAAAGUGCAGGAGACCCGGAUUCCAGAGUGUUUCGGGCCGGUAAGGACCAUCACAGAGGGCCGCGGGGGGGACACGCUGUAUGUGGGGACCACUAAGAACUGUGUGAUGAGCGGCAGUCUGCAGAGCGGCCUGAACUGUCUGAUACAGGGUCACACAGAUGAACUGUGGGGUCUUUGCUGCCAUCCGUCUCUCGAUCUCUUCUUGACCUGUGGCCAUGACAAGCUGGUUCAUCUCUGGAACAGCAAAGAGCAUCAACCAGUCUGGAGCACCACACUGGAGGACGCUGCAAGAGCGGCCGCCUUCCACCCGUCCGGCAGUGUGGUAGCUGUGGGGACCUGCGCUGGAAGGUUCCUGGUGCUGGACUCUCAGUCCCAUGUCAUUGUGACCAGUAUCUCCGAUGCUGGAGAGCAGAUCAGUUGUAUCUCCUACAGUCCCGAUGGGCAGUAUUUGGCCGUUGGGUCACAUGACAACUUCACUUAUCUCUAUGAGGUGGCAGAGGAAGGGCGAGAGUACAGGCGUGUGGGCAAGUGUAUGGGUCACUCCAGCUACAUCACUCACCUGGAUUGGGCCUCAGACAGUUCCAGCUUCAUGACCAACAGUGGAGGACUACGAAUGUCCUGUACUGGGAUCCGGAUUCAUCGAAGCAGAUUGUUAGUGCGGAGAGUGUGAGGAACGUGGAGUGGGAGAACGCUUCCUGUACCCUCAGCUUCCAUGUGCUGGGGGUCUGGCCGGACGGAGCAGAUGGGACAGAUCUGAAUGCCGUCGUCAAGUCACAUGACCGCAAGCUGGUGGCCACAGGAGAUGACUUUGGAGGAGUGCGUUUGUUCAGCUACCCCUGUGUGGUUCCCAGGGCCCCCAGCCACAGGUACAGUGGACACAGCAGUCACGUGACCCGCGUCUCCUUCCUGCACAAUGACAGUUCUCUGAUCUCGGUUGGCGGGAAGGACAGCACCGUCCUGCAAUGGUCGGUCAUGUGA